Acanthopagrus latus (yellowfin seabream) is the source of this 2636-nucleotide messenger RNA. It is a transcript of the gene acad11, whose product is annotated as acyl-CoA dehydrogenase family, member 11. Gene Ontology annotation, cellular component: mitochondrion. The coding region runs from base 136 to 2442 and encodes 768 amino acids. The transcript is spliced from 20 exons. Lineage: Eukaryota; Metazoa; Chordata; Actinopteri; Spariformes; Sparidae. Gene Ontology annotation, molecular function: flavin adenine dinucleotide binding; oxidoreductase activity, acting on the CH-CH group of donors. The record is from RefSeq and is a predicted model, not a curated record.
AAUAUAACUUUUGCGAGGAUGUUACGUCGAUGUGUGCGGUCGUAAACAGUCCGACCAGCAGCACCACCGCCCCUAACAACGAAAGUUAGCUCAACAAUGAAGCUGGAGAUUAUUAACCCGCUCUUUAACUAAGACAUGGACGAGCUGACGACUCCUGUACGACAGCAACAUAAAUUCAGUGUUGACAGACUUUUACGGUAUCUGUCUGUCAAGUCACUGGUGUCGAAUAACGACACGCUAACUGUCAGACAGUACAGUGCUGGUCAGUCAAACCCAACCUUCCUAAUCCAAACACCCUCAAACAGCUAUGUUCUCAGGAAGAAACCCCCAGGUGAGCUGCUGCCAGGGGCGCACAAGGUGGACAGGGAGUAUCGGGUGCAGAAGGCCCUGUUCUCUGCUGGCUUCCCUGUACCUCAGCCUCUCUUGCACUGCACUGACACUGAUGUCAUUGGAACAGAGUUUUACUUGAUGGAGCAUGUGAGGGGGCGUAUAUUCAGGGAUCUUCGUCUCCCUGGAGUGAGUGCCGCAGAGAGAGCAGCUCUGUAUGUGGCCUCAGUGGAACUGUUGGCAAAGCUUCACUCACUGGACCUCGCAUCACUGAACCUUGAAGGGUAUGGAAAAGGACCAGGCUACUGCAAGAGACAAGUGUCCACCUGGACGAAGCAGUACACCGCAGCCGCCCACAGAGACAUUCCAGCCAUGAAUGAACUGUCUGAUUGGCUGAUGAAGAAUGUACCAGCCGCUGAUAACGAGGUCACGCUUGUCCACGGAGAUUUCCGGUUGGACAACUUGAUAUUCCAUCCAACAGAGGCACGUGUGAUAGCAUUGCUGGACUGGGAGCUGUCUACCACUGGGCAGCCCUUGGCAGACUUUGCCUACUUCCUGAUGCCCCACUACUGGCCUUCAAACGUCAACAUCAUCAGCACAAUGGGCAGCUUGAAAGGAAUCAAAGGGGUCCCAUCUGUGGAUGACCUGAUCUCCAUUUACUGCCGAUGCCGAGGGAUCCCAUCUGCUUUGCCACAGUUGAAUUUCUACCUGGCACUGUCUGUCUUUAAAAUGGCAGGAAUUGCCCAGGGGAUCUAUGCACGCCACCUGCUGGGUAAUGCCAGUGCUCCCAACGCAGCAGAGUUCAGCCAGUGUGUGGAGCCAUUGGCUAAGAUUGCCUUGCUGCUUGCACAAAGGUCCACCACAGGUCCUACAGACGAAGGUCUCUUCCUGCAGACAGCUAAAGGUCAGGCUGUUCUGCAGCAGGUCAAAGACUUCAUGAGACAGAAAGUGCUUCCUGCUCAGAAGGAAGUAGAAGAGUACUACUCCAAACAUGCUCAGUCUCCACAGAGGUGGCACACCCCCCAAAUAGUAGAAGAUCUCAAGGUGAAAGCCAGGGAGGCAGGCCUGUGGAACCUGUUCCUGCCUGCAGUCAGUGGUCUCAGUCAGUUGGACUAUGCCUACAUCGCAGAGGAAACUGGACGCUGCCUCUUUGCCCCUGAAGUCUUCAACUGCCAGGCUCCUGACACAGGAAAUAUGGAGGUGCUCCACAUGUUUGGCAGCAAGGAGCAGAAGAAGAAAUGGCUGGAGCCUCUGCUGAGAGGAGAGAUCCGCUCCUGCUUCUGCAUGACAGAGCCUGAUGUUGCCUCCAGCGAUGCGACCAACAUGGAGUGCACUCUUCACAGGGACGAAGACAACUACGUCAUACACGGCAAGAAAUGGUGGAGCAGUGGUGCCGGCAAUCCCCAGUGCAAAGUGGCUAUUGUGAUGUGCAGGAGCGGAUCUCCGGACGUCAGCAGCAGGCAUGGCCAGCACAGCAUGAUCCUCGUCCCCAUGGACACACCAGGUGUAAAGCUCGUCAGGCCGCUCACUGUGUUUGGACAGGAUGAUGCUAUCCAUGGUGGCCACUUUGAGGUGCACUUUGAAAAUGUGCGUGUCCCUGCCUCCAGCAUUAUUCUGGGAGAGGGACGGGGCUUUGAGAUCGCCCAGGGUCGUCUGGGGCCUGGCAGACUGCACCACUGUAUGAGAGCUGUCGGCAUGGCGGAGUUGGCGCUGGAGCUGCUCUGCCAGCGGGCUGCCUCCAGGCGCACAUUUGGGAAGAAAUUGUACCAACAUGAAGUUGUAGCUCACUGGAUCGCAGAGUGUCGUCUCCUGAUAGAACAGACCCGCCUGCUGACUCUACAGGCUGCUCAUGCACUGGAUACAGUGGGCAGCCGGGCUGCUCGCAAACAGAUUGCUAUGAUCAAGGUGGCCGCAGCCCGGAUGGCCUGUAAGGUGGUGGACUGUGCCAUACAGGUACACGGAGGUGCAGGUUUGUCUGGAGACGUCCCACUGGCACAGAUGUAUACAUAUGCGCGGACUCUCCGCAUCGCUGAUGGGCCUGAUGAGGUGCACCUCUCCUCCAUCGCUCAUCUAGAACUAAGGGAUCAACUAAAGAAAGCCCAGGCCAAACUGUAAAGGACAUCAGGUGGCCACAACAGCAUCAUUAACUUUGAAUUUGCCAUCACAAAAGCAUAAUAAGCUUUUUGUGUAACUAAGUAAUUUUGCUACCAAACCACACUAAGUGUAAAUAACUGAUUUGUAAUUGUACAUAUGUUACAGCAACCUGCUUUGCUUGAAAUCAUUCCAUUAAAAGUUUGAUUUAAAAAUGA